CUUACGCGUUGAAUAAUCAAACCCUUCUCUCUCCCUCUUCUUAGAUUCUCUCUCCUCUAUUCUCCCCUUUAACUCCCCAUCUAAUCUCAGCUGUAAUAAUUCCUCCUUUCUCUCUCUAAAACCUCUCUGUCUUUUUCCAAUCUUCAUUAUAUUUCCAUCCCCUAAUUAAUUUUACAUUGUUUCCGUGAAUUUCCGGUCUUUUUACAGGUUGGAUCAACUAUUAAUCAAAGAAAAGAAUCACUCUUGAUUUUUUUCUAGAGAGACACAAACGACCCAGACCCACCUCCUUUUUUUUUUUUUUUUUUUUUAAUUUGGUAGGUAUUUUUAAUUAUAGCCCACAUAAUAAUUUGUUGAUAUUAUAUUGUGGGCAUUUUCAUUUCUGGGAAUUAUUUCUCCAUCUCACAUCUCUUCUUUAAUUUCUCUCUCCCCACUUUCUCUCUCUACACUCCCCCCUUACUACUUUAAUGUGGAGUAGUUGUUGUUUUUGGUGUGUUGCUUCCUGUGAAUGAUUGUUUGUUUGGAGUGAGAAAAGUGUCAAAAAAGGAGUGUUUCUGUUUGUGGUCGGUGCAAGGAAGACGAAGGGGUUUCACCAAACUGAUGAGAUUUGUGCGUUUUGAUUGAGUGAAUCUGGGUCAAAUUACUCCGGCCCCCUGAUUUAUUUUCGAGGUUUUGUUGGGGGUCUUAACAAUGGCUGCCAAUGGCCGGCUGGUUGCCGGUUCGCACAAUCGAAACGAAUUCGUUCUUAUCAAUGCCGAUGAUAUUGGAAGAGUGACAUCAGUGAAAGAAUUGAGUGGACAGCUUUGUCAGAUUUGUGGAGAUGAUAUAGUAAUGGAUGAUGACGAGCCAUUUGUUGCUUGCAAUGAGUGUGCUUUCCCAGUGUGUAGACCUUGCUAUGACUAUGAAAGAAAUGAAGGAAAUCAAGCUUGUCCUCAGUGCAAAACCCGUUACAAGCGUAUUAAAGGGUUUGCAAGAGUUGAGGGUGAUGAGGAUGAAGAUGAUCUUGAUGAUAUAGAAAAUGAGCUCAAAUACGCGGGUAAGGAUAACGACCCUCAGCACAUUGCUGAAGCAAUAUUUUCAUCCCGGCUUAAUGUUGGCCGGGCUCCAUCCAAUGCCUCCGGCUUUUCAACACCGGCAGAGUUGGAUCCGUCUGCCCAUUCACAGGAACAACUUCUCUUAACUAAUGGAUCAGAGGAUCCUUAUAUUUCAUCGGAGAGGCAUGCUUUAAUAGUCCCUCCUUUUAUGAGCCGUGGGAAGAAAGUCCACCCUGUAUCAUUUCCUGAUUCAGCAAUGUCCUUGCCACCUAGACCAAUGGACCCCAAGAAAGAUCUAGCAGUUUAUGGAUAUGGAAGUGUUGCUUGGAAAGAUAGGAUGGAAGAAUGGAAGAGAAGGCAGAAUGACAAGCUUCAAAUGGUUAAGCACCAAGAGGAGAAUGGAAACUAUGAUGGAGGAGAACCUGAUGAUCCCGAUUUGCCUAAGAUGGACGAAGGAAGGCAGCCACUGUCGAGAAAACUACCCAUUUCAUCAAGCAGGAUAAAUCCAUACAGGAUAGUCAUUGUUCUUCGUAUGGUUAUUCUUGGGCUCUUCUUUCACUAUAGAAUCCUCCACCCUGUGAGAGAUGCAUUUGCACUGUGGCUGUUAUCAGUCAUUUGUGAGAUAUGGUUUGCUGUGUCGUGGAUUUUGGAUCAGUUUCCGAAAUGGCAGCCCAUUGAACGAGAAACUUAUCUCGAUAGGCUUUCGCUGAGGUAUGAGAAGGAAGGCAAGCCAUCUGAGCUAGCCCCAGUAGAUGUUUAUGUGUCAACUGUCGACCCUAUGAAAGAACCUCCACUUAUCACAGCAAACACUGUUCUUUCUAUCCUUGCUGCGGAUUACCCAGUGGACAAGGUUUCAUGCUAUGUCUCAGAUGAUGGUGCAGCCAUGCUUACUUUUGAAGCCCUUUCUGAGACCUCUGAGUUUGCAAGAAAAUGGGUCCCAUUUUGCAAGAAGUAUCAAAUUGAACCUCGUGCUCCUGAAUGGUAUUUCUCUCAGAAGGUUGAUUAUCUGAAAGAUAAAGUGCAUCCUGCCUUUGUCAGGGAACGCCGUGCCAUGAAGAGAGACUAUGAAGAGUUCAAAAUCCGGAUAAAUGGGUUGGUUUCCAUGGCACAAAAGGUUCCUGAGGAAGGUUGGACUAUGCAAGAUGGAACCCCGUGGCCUGGAAACAAUGUUAGGGAUCAUCCUGGAAUGAUACAGGUGUUCCUUGGCCAAAAUGGUGUCCGUGACUUGGAUGGAAAUGAGCUGCCUAAACUUGUUUAUGUUUCUCGUGAGAAGAGACCCGGAUUUGAUCAUCAUAAAAAAGCUGGUGCCAUGAAUUCCUUGAUAAGAGUUUCAGCAGUUCUCUCAAAUGCACCAUACCUACUUAAUGUGGAUUGUGAUCACUACAUCAACAACAGUAAGGCACUCCGUGAAGCCAUGUGCUUCUUAAUGGAUCCCAUAUCAGGGAAGAAAAUAUGCUAUGUACAGUUUCCUCAGAGGUUUGAUGGCAUUGAUAGACAUGAUCGAUACUCUAACCGUAAUGUUGUAUUCUUUGAUAUCAACAUGAAAGGGUUGGAUGGUAUCCAAGGACCAAUUUAUGUCGGAACAGGUUGUGUUUUCAGAAGGCAAGCACUUUAUGGGUAUGAUGCCCCUAAAGUAAAGAAGCCCCCAGGCAAGACCUGUAAUUGUUGGCCGAAAUGGUGCUUUUGCUGCUGCUGUUUUGGAUCCAGAAAGAAUAACCGAAAAUCAAAAACCAAGGAUAACAGCAAGCUCAAGGACAACAAAAAGAAGUCCAAAAACAAGGAUUCAUCCACACAAAUACACGCUCUUGAAAACAUUGAGGAAGGUAUUGAAGGAAUCGAUAAUGAAAAGUCUGCUCUUAUGCCCCAAGUGAAAUUCGAGAAGAAAUUUGGUCAGUCUCCGGUCUUUAUAGCUUCCACACUGAUGGAGGAAGGUGGAAUGCCUCAUGGUGUAAGUGAAGCAUCACUAUUGAAGGAGGCCAUCCAUGUCAUCAGUUGUGGGUACGAGGACAAAACUGAAUGGGGAAAAGAGGUUGGUUGGAUUUAUGGUUCAGUUACAGAAGAUAUCCUGACUGGGUUCAAAAUGCAUUGUCAUGGAUGGAGGUCAGUGUACUGCAUGCCAAAAAGAGCUGCAUUUAAAGGGUCUGCUCCAAUUAAUCUGUCUGACCGUCUCCACCAAGUUCUUCGGUGGGCUUUGGGAUCUGUUGAGAUAUUGUUGAGCAGACACUGCCCUAUUUGGUAUGGGUUUAACAGUGGUCUCAAACCACUGGAGCGAUUUUCUUAUAUUGCCUCUGUUGUGUACCCAUUGACGUCUAUCCCACUGCUUGUCUAUUGUACUCUCCCAGCUGUCUGUCUUCUCACCGGGAAAUUCAUUGUUCCUGAGAUCAGCAGCUAUGCAAGUAUUUUGUUUAUGGGUCUGUUUAUUUCCAUCGCGGUAACGAGUAUCCUAGAAAUGCAAUGGGGACAUGUGCAAAUCGACGACAUGUGGAGGAAUGAACAAUUUUGGGUGAUUGGAGGUGUAUCUGCCCAUCUUUUUGCCCUCUUUCAAGGUCUACUAAAGGUUCUUGCUGGUGUGGACACCAACUUUACUGUCACAUCCAAAGCAGCAGAUGACGGAGAAUUCUCAGACCUUUACUUGUUCAAGUGGACUUCCCUGUUGAUCCCACCCAUGACUUUGCUGGUGAUGAACAUCAUCGGGGUUAUAGUCGGGAUAUCAGAUGCCAUUAACAACGGGUACGAGUCAUGGGGUCCUCUAUUCGGUAGGCUCUUCUUUGCAAUGUGGGUCAUCAUUCAUCUUUACCCCUUCCUCAAGGGUAUGAUGGGAAAACAAGAUCGCGUCCCCACCAUUCUCAUCGUCUGGUCCAUUUUACUUGCAUCCAUUUUCUCCCUUCUAUGGGUCAGAGUUAACCCGUUCACAGCCAAAGGCGGUAUUGUUCUCGAAGUAUGUGGGUUGGAUUGUGAUUAGUACACCAAACAUUUUUGAUGAUGAAUUUUGUGUAGAAAAAGAAACCCAACCAAGCUGGGAGAAAGCAAGAAAAACGAAAAACGACGUUGGUAGGCGAUCAUUGAAUCGAAUUGAAGGAUACAAAAGAUGAGAAUUGGGUUUGUGUUGUGUAGAUAAAGUUGGGAGCUUGACACAUUGAAAAAAUUUGUUGUCAGGGAAAAAUGUUUAUUCAUUCUUUUGAUACACGUCGUUAUUUGUGAGUCAAGUUAUAGGGGAUUAUGGAUUUCAGGGUAUUUUUAUGAUCCCCCCAUGAACAUAAAGGAGUUUUCUUUUUCUAUUAUUUUUUGUUGGGGUAAAAGUUUCUUCUAUUCUUAAUUUAUAAGGCCCUCUCCCUUAGAAAUAAGGGACUUGAAAUGUUGUGUCAUUAAUCAUUAUUGUAGGUUUGUGGGUUACAAUUAAUUUUGGCUUCUUUUUAGACUGUGAAGUUUAAAUCUUAUUCUAUAUUUUUGGAUUAGUAUAUCAAUAAAGUGGUUUUUACUUUUUA
Spinacia oleracea (spinach) is the source of this 4516-nucleotide messenger RNA. Its product is annotated as cellulose synthase A catalytic subunit 6 [UDP-forming]-like. NCBI's taxonomy places the organism in Eukaryota, Viridiplantae, Streptophyta, Magnoliopsida, Caryophyllales, Amaranthaceae. Gene Ontology annotation, molecular function: cellulose synthase (UDP-forming) activity. Gene Ontology annotation, biological process: cellulose biosynthetic process. The transcript is spliced from 14 exons. The coding region runs from base 688 to 3993 and encodes 1101 amino acids. The record is from RefSeq and is a predicted model, not a curated record. Gene Ontology annotation, cellular component: membrane.